AUAUUCGAUCGUUUACGAAUGAUACUAAGCGAAGGCGAGCUGGACAAACGCACGCAGUACAUGAUCGAAGUGAUAUUCCAUAUUCGGAAGGAUAAAUUCCAGGCGUAUCCAUCAGUAACGGAGGAGCUGGAUUUAAUAGACGAAGAGGAUCAAAUAACGCAUACGAUCACGUUGGAGGAUGCUGUGGAUCCAGAAAAUGAACUGAGUUAG
Messenger RNA from Anisakis simplex (herring worm), 210 nucleotides. Lineage: Eukaryota; Metazoa; Nematoda; Chromadorea; Rhabditida; Anisakidae. The record is from the annotation of a GenBank genome assembly.